AUGGCAUCUUCCUCCUCGUCUAACCUUUUCGCCGGCAUAGAACCUCCAACCAAGAGGAGAAAAGUUUCUGAAUCUCCACUUCUAGUUGAUGUAUUUAUUAACCACAGGGGCCCUGACGUCAAGGAAACGCUGGCUCAGAAUCUUUACGAUUCUCUCCUGGAAUCGAAAAUUCGAGUAUUUCUGGAUAAAGAGUUAGAAUCGGGACAGAAAUUUACUCCUGCCAUUGAGAAAGCCAUCCGCUCUGUCUCAAUUCACAUUGCCAUCUUUUCAGAGCAAUACGCCAAGUCUCCUUGGUGUUUGGAUGAGCUUGUUCUAAUGAUAGAAACCAAGGCUACAAUUAUUCCAAUAUUUUAUGAUGUGAAGCCAAGGGAUCUCCGUUUCCGUUACGUAGCUGAAACGGUACUGUAUAGAAAUGCAUUUUGUAAAUAUCGAAAUGAAGGCCUAUACUUGGAAAAACUCGACGGCUGGACACAAGCCCUCGAGAAUGUCUCAUUUAUGAAAGGUUAUGAAUUCAGCAAGGAUAAAGUGGAUAAGGAUAGUUUGAAUAGUGUAGUGCAGGCAGUCAAAAAAGUGUUGGAAAGGAAAAAACCUUUACAUGUUGCAGAUUAUCCUGUGGGGCUUGAAGAUCUGGUGAAUGAAUUCGAAAGGGUUUGUGGACAGCCAGGGGAUAAAGUCAAGAUUGUUGGGAUCUAUGGAAUAGGGGGAAUUGGAAAGACAACUCUGGCAAUUGAAUAUUUCAAUCGCAAGCGUGGUGAGUACGAUGGGUCCUGUUUUCUGUUUGAUGUGGCUGAAAAAGAAUUGCCUGCAUUGCAAUCUAAGCUCCUGAAUGAUCUUGUACUCCCGCACCGAGAUCCUCUAACCAAAUUUGAAGAUACGAUUGAAGGAAAAGGUGAUCUCAAUUAUUAUCUGCCAAAACUCAGCGAGUACCGCUUUCUUAUUGUUUUGGAUAAUAUUGAUGAUAAGAAGCAAAUAGAAGCUCUAUUGGUUAGAGAUGCCCUGAAUCCUCAGAGUCUAGUCAUCGUCACAACCCGUGAUGAGGGGGUGCUCAAAGGCAUUAUUACUACUUCCUAUGAAAUGAAAGAAAUGAAUCCAACGCACAGCACUGAACUUUUCUGUUUGCAUGCAUUCAACCAACGAAUUGCCGAGGAGGGAUACAUGUAUUUAGUUGAGAGUUUUCUGACAGUGUGCAUGGGUUUACCUUUGUAUCUCCGAGUGCUAGGCGAGAUUGUUUGCGGUAGUGAUAAGAGUGAUUGGGACUUACUACUGAAGGAGGUUAGGGAGGAAAUGCGUGGUGAAAUUCAGCAGGUACUUCGGAAAAGCAUUGAAAAUUUGAAUAUUGCUCAGCAACGGAUGUUCUUAGACACUGCGUGCUUCUUCAUCGACAAGCCAAAGAGUAUGGCCAUACAAAUAUGGGAAGUUGCAGAGAGGAGCGUCACGGUCGAACGGAGCCUUCGGACCUUAAAAGAGAAAUCUCUUGUUCAUGCAAGAUUGGAUCGCCAGGGAUUUGAAGAUGGAGAGCAUCCUCUGACAAUGCACGUCCUCAACCGCGAUUUAGGGAGAGAACUAGCAAAGACUUUGAUCCCUCCUACUCGCGUGUGGCAGCCCAAUCAUCUUAAGGUUCUGGAACAAAAGGGGUUUCCAAACAUCCUCAAGCAAGCAAUAGACAGUGAUUACCGAUUUCUCCAUACUUGUGAGUUCUCCAAACAUUUUCAAAUCACAUACUUUAUUGGGAAUGUAGUCAAUUUUGGAAGGCCAGCAACUACCGCUAUAUUAUGGCUUGAGCUUGACCUCAACGGGGGUGAACGCACAACUAUUCAUCCAGCGAUUCCACUGCAAAGUGUGCAAUGCUUAAUAAUUGCUCGAGGACGUCUCACAAGGUUGUGGCAGAAAGAUGCAAAGCAACCUUUGAAUCUGAAACAGCUACAGCUUAAUGAGGUGGAAUGGGUAGAGUGCACAGAGUCAUUAGCAAAGUUGAAGGACUUGGAAAAGCUCGUCCUGGGCGGAAGAAAUGACAACAACAAAAAUAAAAAAAUGAACGCAUCAUCCUUAUCAAAUUCCCUUGGACAACUCCAGAAUCUUAAAGUUUUGGUUUUGAGGCAUUUGGGGUUAAAAGGGGUAGUGGCUUUUAGAAGUAGUACUCCACACUCUUCCAUGAGUAGCCUUCAAAAGCUACAUAUUAGUGACGAAAAACUUGUAAGGAAGGUCACAAUUGAUGGAGCUCGUUGUCCACGGAUUCAAUUUCUCUUCCUUGAAUCCAUGAAAAUAUUGGAGAACAUAGAUUUAUCGCUGCUAACAACACUGGAAUUUCUCCAAGUGAGGAAGUGUCCAAAAUUGGGAAAGAUAUCGGGAAUAUCUGAUCUGCAACAGCUUAAAGUAUUGAGUAUACGUGAAUGUCCUAAUGUAGAAGCGGACAGUAUUGCAGGUCUGAGUUGCCUAGAGAGGAUUGUCAUUGAUAGAUGCCAGAAGCUGAACUGUUUUACAGGUAUUGAACAUUCAGAACAUUUGGGCACCGACAAAUUGAAAUAUCUACAUCUUGCAGCACUUGGCAUUGGUGGUGUACCGAACUGCAUUCGUAAGUUGAAGAAAUUACCAUCGGAGUUCACGACUGUAAUUGGGAAAGCAGCAAAUGAAGCCUUGUCAACUCUAAAAGACAAUCUUUGUUCUGAUCUUAUGGGCGAUGGAGGUAAAAUUCAUAUUACUCAGAAUUGCAUGCCUGAAGCAUCACUGGAAGAGAUCCAGCACUCGUUGAGGGCUGUCAUUCUCUGUGCUUUGAUCCAUAGCAAUGAUGGUGAAUUUCUACAUAUUGACUCGAUUCACACUGAUAUACCAGAAGGAGAGUGGAUCCCUCAUCCUCAUAGCUUGAUUGACUAUUAUAUACCGAAAGGAGAAUGGAUGGUUACAUUUGUAACUAAGGCAAAAAAAAUUGACAGGAUUCCGACUCUGUCCUAUGCUUCUGAAAUUAAAAAGGGGUGUAUAAUAAUGCUGAAAAAUGGCGAAGAAGGAAACGUCUUAUCUUUACUGAAAAAAAUUGUUGAUCAGAUAUAUGAAGCCUAA
This is a messenger RNA of Cryptomeria japonica (Japanese cedar), 3054 nucleotides long. Its product is annotated as disease resistance protein RPV1-like. Lineage: Eukaryota; Viridiplantae; Streptophyta; Pinopsida; Cupressales; Cupressaceae. Bases 1 to 3054 code for a protein of 1017 amino acids. The transcript is spliced from 5 exons. Gene Ontology annotation, biological process: defense response; signal transduction. The record is from RefSeq and is a predicted model, not a curated record. Gene Ontology annotation, molecular function: ADP binding.